GGGAAAAGUAAAUGCACAACCCGAGAUGGAAUUUCAAUAGUGUCAUAUUUACAUAUGGUGUAAAGUAAAUAAAUGUAUGUAUCGCAUAAGUAUUGACAUGCAUGUGGAGAACCCCUAGCAAGCGCAACACGAGUGACGUUAGUAGGAACUAUAAUACAAUAGCUUUGUCCUACACGGAUGAAAAUGUGUGUUGUGAACGACUGCAUCGUUGACAGCUCAGAUUUGUUGCAAGUUUGUAUCAGUCUAUGCAGAGAAAGUUAAAAAACCCGAACUACAUAAAGAACAGCAUGUGCUAGACAUGACGAAUCAGACGCACAUAUCCGGGAGUUUGCUUCGGUGGACGAUGAGGGUUUAUUCAAACCCAACAUUGCUUUUCUGCCCAAAUAAUGUGUUGCGUUCACGUACUUUCGUGAGGUCUGUCAGAUGCUUUACAACAGAAUCACGUCAUAGAAGCGAUGGUUACGCUUCAUCGUCACGUAGAACUGUACGUAUCGGAUGUGCGUCGGGGUUUUGGGGUGACACGGCAACGUCAGUUCCUCAGCUUGUCUAUGGUGGAAAAUUGAACUUCCUUGUGUUUGAUUAUCUGUCCGAAAUCACCAUGUCCCUCCUUACUGCUGCCAAAGCUAAAGCACCUAGCAUGGGAUAUGCUCCUGAUUUUGUUCUUGCACUUUCUCCAUUCAUUAAGGAUAUAAGCAAAAGAGGUAUUCGUGUGGUUAGUAAUGCCGGUGGUGUAAAUCCUCUUGCCUGUGGAGCGGCUCUACAGGAAGUAAUUCAGAAGGCGGGGCUUGAUUUAAAGGUUGCCGUGGUUACUGGCGAUGACCUAAUGCCACAGAAAGACUCUUUGACAGAACUCAGAAUGGCUGAAACGGAGGAAAAGAAACCACUUCCAAAGACAGUCCACAGCAUGAAUGCGUAUUUGGGCGCUCUCCCCAUUAAACGCUGCCUGGACCUGGGGGCCGAUAUUGUAGUGACAGGACGCUGCGUCGACAGCGCCGUGGUUCUCGGACCGCUAAUGCAUUCGUUUUCAUGGGACGGCAACAAUUAUGACAUGCUGGCUGCUGGAAGUCUUGCUGGUCACCUGAUUGAGUGUGGCGCACAGGUCACCGGGGGCAUUUUCACAGACUGGCACAAAGUUCCGGACUGGGAUAACAUGGGUUUCCCCGUAGUGGAAUGUUCCGCUGAUGGUUCGUUUACAUUGUCUAAACCUCCAAAAACUGGUGGUCUGGUUUCAUUUGGUACAGUAGCUGAGCAGUUAGUGUAUGAGAUUGGAGACCCACGGCGUUACCUUCUGCCUGACGUCACGUGUGACUUUUCUGAUGUCACCAUCAGUGAGAUACCUGACGUAGAUGGGGGAGCAGUGAAAGUAGGAGGAGCCAGAGGAUCUCCUCCGUCAGGUGACUACAAGGUCUGUGCCACAUAUUCAGAUGGGUUUAGAGCUAUGGCAGUUUGCCCUGUUGGUGGACCUAGGGCUGUGGAAAAGGCCAGAAGAACAGCGGAUAGUAUUAUUAAAAGGACCCAACGUAUUUUUAAACAACUUGGUCUGGAGGACUACACCGAAGUCAACAUCCAAGUUCUGGGUGCUGAAGACACAUACGGACCACAUGCCGUCAAUACGAGUCCUCGUGAGGCUGUUAUUUGGAUGGCUGUACAUCAUAAGCAGAAGAAAGCGCUGGAGUUCUUCUCUAGAGAAAUAGCACCAGCUGGAACAGGCAUGGCUCCAGGACUAACUGGUAUAGUUGGCGGGCGACCCAGGAUAUCACCAGUGCUGAAACCUUUCUUUUUCCUGCAUCCCAAAGACAAUUUGAAGGUGCACAUUCAUCUGAAUGGGGAGCUUGUGGAGACGCACCAUGGGGCAGCAGAAGACCCAUCAUUAUUACAAGGCCACGCCCCAUCCUUCCACUCAGAAGAACCUAGCCCAUCAUCUACAGAUCUGCCCUCCGGCCCUCAUACCUUCAGACUGGAAGAGUUAGCAUACACGCGCAGUGGAGACAAAGGAGACUCCGCAAACAUUGCCCAAAAGGCUUGUGAUGUGGAAACAGGCAAUAGUCUAAACUCCGUCUUUGGUUUAAUGGGAGGUUAUGUGUCAUUCGCAGUAGACUGGGUUAUUGCGAGACACCCUCUGUAUUUCCCCUAUCUGAAAGCAAUGUUAACUGCCAAAGUGGUGGAGAAGUAUUUCCAACACCUGAUCAGAAAGGAUCAGGCUGACCUUCCUUCUGUCAUUCGGUACGAACUGGCCGGCAUUCACGGCCUGAAUUUCGUCCUACGGAAUUCGCUAGGAGGGGGAGGGGUGGCGUCCCUGCGCAGCGACCCUCAGGGGAAGGCUUAUGGACAGAUGUUGCUUGACUACAAACUAAAAGGCCUGCCCGAUCUUAAAGCGCUGGUCGAUUAAAAAAAACACCUACUAACCAAUUAUGGCUACAAACAAUUCAGAACUGUUGAAAUGAGCUUCAUAAUGUGAAUUUUGAAAACACUAUUGUGCCUUGCAUUUUUUAUUUAAACAUUUUGAAAUAUGUAAUUUGUAGUAUGUAUGAGCUUUAAUAAAAUGAAAUUAGCACGAAAAACGAAAUAAAUAGCCGAAUGAAGUAAAGCUUCAAAAUUUGGUGGGUCGUUGUUGAACACGCCUGUACUUUGAUAUGUAAUGAGUACAUUAGCAAAUAGCAUCAUUCACUUAGUUGUGUUGAGUUGGCCACAUCUUGAAGGCGACUGCAAAGCAAUAAAGCCUUGAAGUUUUCAGCCACUACGUCCCCUCAUUACCUCUGACCUCUAUCGACACAGGAAGUCAGAGAGCAAAAGGCUUUUCUUUUCUUAUGACUAAGUCGCUGUUUAUGUGUUUAUUCUAAACUAGAAGAAUCUGCAGGGAAGACCCCAUAAAAAUAACAUUUCACCACCGGCUGCAAAAACACUUUGUAGAUAUCAAAGUAAAAAAGAUAAAUGAAACAAACUCAGAUGUGUUUUAUUUGCGUAAAGUCACACUUCUGAUUAGAUUACAUGGGAAAUCUGUGUUGUUUUGACCGACAUUAGCAUGCGGUGACAGCAUGACCUCUCAAAAUUAGGAGGCAAGACUUGAGGAAUUCAUUUAUCCACCAACGGACACGUCCAACCACUCAUUGUUUGUAGCUCCUUGGCUCCGUCUCAAUGCAACAGUGUCCUUCACAAUAAACACAUACGUAGCCACAUAUUCUGAAAUCACUCACUGUCAAACCCGGAGUAUUUAUCAUGAACACAUUCAGCUGUCACAUGCAGACAUGCACUGGGAUGCUGGGGGACAAAGCGGGGGAAAAGAUAAAUGUCUUGUCAUUCAUCACCCGCUAUCAUUCAGCGGUUUUCUAACAAAUAAUCUCAGAUCACUCAACAUGCUGCUUUGCCCUCCCUAGGGCACCUUUGUUACCGAUGCAACACUGCUUUCUCAUUCUGUCCAUCAUUGCUCACAUACUAAAACUGAAGCUCUGAGGGAGGGAGCUUCAUUUUUGCUUUCAUGAUUAAGACCGUUUUGCAUUGUUUUACUUACACUUAUGUCCUCUGGGCCCUUUUUAUAAACUUUGCAUUAGGGAUUAUACAGAUUUGAACUAUUUGCAUGACAAUCGGUUGUUUUUAUUUAAUUGAUUAACGUUUUGUUAAGCCCAUUAAGUGCUAUUGGUAUUCACAAGUAGUCGGGGGAGAAUUCACCAGAGGGAAAAUGCUUUGGAGAGAUGGGUGAUGGUAGAUUUAAUGAAGUGUUGAUAUCCGCUGCGUCUACACGCCCCGCACGCUGCUGUAAUGGUAAAAGGAGCUCUUGUUGGGUGCGGUCUGAGUGAAUGUAUUGAGGACUUUAAUUAUUGCCAUAUGGCCAAAACCAACUUGAAACCACCGAGGGCCAGGAUCACUGCUCUCACUUUUUCCACAUCCCUCGACAUACCUACAACAGAGAAAGUCCAGACACCGAAAGAGCGCGGAGACUUCAUAACAACUUUAUUUUCUGACUUUGGCGCAAUAUAAAUAAACGAACUGUAGAAGGCUUGCAGAUGGAAAUACAAGCGUGUCGGCACAAGUGCAUCAAUAGUAGCCAAUCGUCUUUUCACUAACCCUGUGAUGUCAUCACGCGCAGACGGUCCUUGGAAUAAAGUAAAGGGGAGAAGAGUAUCCCAAAGUUGCUCCGCAAGUGCAAAAUGUUAGA
Molecule: messenger RNA, 4153 nt
Organism: Triplophysa dalaica
Lineage: Eukaryota; Metazoa; Chordata; Actinopteri; Cypriniformes; Nemacheilidae
Exons: 22
Coding region: 299-2389 (696 amino acids)
Source: RefSeq, a predicted model, not a curated record